This is a messenger RNA of Eutrema salsugineum, 682 nucleotides long. RefSeq lists its product as uncharacterized. Bases 86 to 682 code for a protein of 198 amino acids. Gene Ontology annotation, cellular component: plasma membrane. Lineage: Eukaryota; Viridiplantae; Streptophyta; Magnoliopsida; Brassicales; Brassicaceae. The record is from RefSeq and is a predicted model, not a curated record. The transcript is spliced from 2 exons.
GCCAAGAACUUGGUCCCAGCCCGGAUGCUGUCUCAUCAACCCCUAACCAAAACCCGAGUCCGAGAGCCACCAGCCACGUAAAAUAAUGCCCAGAUUGACCUCUCGUCAUGGCACCAGUCCUUUCAUCUGGUGUGCAGCCAUCAUCUGUGCCAUCAUCUCCAUUGUUGUGAUAUUUGGUGGCAUUGUUGUCUUCGUUGGUUACAUGGUCAUUCACCCGCGAGUUCCCAUCAUUAGCGUCACCGAUGCUCAUCUCGACUUCUUAAAAUAUGAUAUAGUUGGAGUCAUGCAGACGCAGUUAACGAUUAUAAUUCGCUCAGAGAAUGAUAACGCUAAGGCUCACGCGUUGUUUGAUGAUACCGUGUUUGCGCUAAGCUAUGAAGGUAAAACGAUUGCGUAUUUAAAACAGGACGAGUUUGAAGUUGAUAAAGAGAGAUCAAUGUACGCUCAUUUCCUGGUUCAGUCAUCUCCAAUACCUUUGAAUCCAACGAUGAUGCAAGCCAUUGACUAUGCGAUAAAACAAGAUGUGAUUACGUUCGAGCUCAAAGGUGGGUCAAAGACUAGAUGGCGAGUCGGACCAUUAGGAUCGGUCAAGUUUGAGUGUAAUCUUAGCUGUGAGCUUAGGUUUAGACCGUCUGAUCAUAGUUACAUCCCAUCUCCUUGCACUUCUGCUCAUAAGCAUUAG